Cordyceps fumosorosea ARSEF 2679 is the source of this 3558-nucleotide messenger RNA. RefSeq lists its product as hypothetical. Bases 1 to 3558 code for a protein of 1185 amino acids. The record is from RefSeq and is a predicted model, not a curated record. NCBI's taxonomy places the organism in Eukaryota, Fungi, Ascomycota, Sordariomycetes, Hypocreales, Cordycipitaceae. The transcript has 2 exons.
AUGUUUGCCUCCCGCCACGGCAAACAGCGCCGUGCCGGCCUUCAACACGCCUACAGCCCGUCGUCGCCGCCGCCGCCCCAAGGACAGCGUCUCCCGCGCCAGUUCUCUGCCCGAGUCCACGCUACCGCCGAUUUCACAGAGGCCGACGACGACGACGAAGAGGACGAGGAUGAAUUUGAUCACGACAUUGACAACGGCCGCCCCCGCCCAGACCAGGAUGACGAGGACGCCGUAGACGAUAUGCCAGAUACGGAAGCUCGAGGGCCCGGCGGCCUGCCCGUCCUCCCGCUCUUCUCUUCCAGCCAUCUCGACACCCUCCCCGUCUACAACAUCACUCACGCCAUCCGAAUCAUCGUGUCGACGCGAACCGAGACCUCCCUGACCUGGGAGCAGCUGCGCUCGCCCCAGGUCUCCCAAUUCCUCGUCAAGCCGAUGCAGCAGCAGAUCCGCGCCCAGCACUUCUCCCGCGCCACCCUCUACGCCCUGAUGGCCAACUGCCUGCAGUUCAGCAAGGAGGGCCAGCGCUACGCCGCCAACACGGGCAUCAGCAACACCCGCUCCAAGGUCUGCGAGCUGCUCGCCCUCAAGCUGCUCAAGGAGUACUCGACGCGCGAGCUCAUCGACGCCCUCGCCUACGACUUCUACCCGCUCCAGGGCCUGCCCGGCGGCAUCCCCGAGGACGUUGUCGCCGGCCGCGUCGCCGCCGCCGGCAAGGCCAAGGGCACGCUGACCGCCUCACGCACCUCCACGCUCGAGGUCGCCAUCCGCGCCUCCGCCAAGCACUUCCUCGCCCACCCGGUCGUCGUCCAGCAGCUCGAGGCCAUCUGGAGCGGCGCCAUCUCCUUCUACUCGUCCGCCGACACUCUGCAUAGGGAGGAGGCGCCCGCCGGCUUCUACAGCCACGGCCUCCCCAACGGCGCGCCGGGCGGCAAGCUCGACGACAGGACGCCGCUGCUGGGGGGCGGCGGCGGCGCGGCGGCGCCAAGGCACGCCCAGUAUCACGUCCCCAACGGUCGGCGCACCGUCAUGCUGUACGACCCCCGACAGGCUUCCAUGUUCAAGCUCUCCCGCCUCCGCGUGCCGCGCUAUCGGUCCUUCUUGUCAACACUGUCGCUGGCGGUGCUGAUUGGGCUGUUCUUGGCGGUGCUAAUACAGCGCUCGGUGCACAUCAGCGGGCUGGAGCUGGUCUUUUGGUUCUGGAGCGCCGGCUUCAUGCUGGAUGAGCUGGUCGGCUUCAACGAGCAGGGUUUUGCCUUGUACAUCAUGAGCUUUUGGAACGUGUUCGAUCUUGGCAUCUUGGUCCUGCUCAUCGUAUACUACUGCAUGCGCGCCUACGGGGUCUUUCUUGUAGACCCGCAUCACUGGAACGACAUGGCCUAUGAUGUCUUGGCCGCCAACGCAAUCUUGCUCCUACCGCGCAUUUUCAGUGUGCUUGAUCACUACCAAUAUUUUUCGCAGCUGCUGAUUGCAUUUCGUCUCAUGACGCUUGAUUUGGCUGCCGUAUUUACACUGGUUCUCAUCAUGUGCAGCGGCUUUUACGUCUUUUUCACGUUGUCAAAUGUGGGGAGCGACGGCAGCGAGGUUGCUUACAGGAUCUUUCAGAUCCUCAUGGGGUUCACGCCUGCAGUGUGGGAGGUUUGGCCAACUUAUAACUGGCUGGCUCGAUCGCUGAUGGUUGUUUUCCUUAUCAUUUGUCACUACCUGGUGGUCACCAUCCUCAUUACGGUGCUGACCAACUCGUUUACCGCAAUUGCUUCCAACGCCACAGAGGAGCAUCAGUUUGUCUUUGCCAUCAACACGAUAUCAAUGGUCAAGAAUGAUGCUUUGUUCUCAUACAUUGCGCCCACGAAUAUCUUUGCAUGGGUGCUGAUGCCGCUGCGCUAUUGCAUGCCACUUAGGCAAUUUGUGUGGCUUAACCGAACCAUUAUCAAGGCCACGCAUUUUCCCAUUCUCUUCUGCAUCUAUCUUUAUGAGAGAUUUUGGCUAGCGCCCUCAAUGUUUGAGCCAACCGAUUUAGUAGAAAAUCACGGGCGAGGCAGACGUCGCGCCAUAUCCUUUGGUGAUGCCGUCAACCGCACGGCUAUUUUCAGUCCCAACAUUCGCGUUCGGGAAGAGUCUGUCGCGGGCUACCAAAAAGACCGCGCUUUGGAAGAAUUGUUCAGGCGAGCUCCAGCAAGUGCAACUUUGCGGACACAACGAAGAAAUGAACGACGCAAGACACAGAAUGCCAUUCGCAACUGGAUGGAGCAGCACGAGGAGGACGGCAACGGCACGCACUGGCCAACCAUUGAUAGUCGUGCAGUACCCGACUGGCAAAGACGGAUGAGUGUGGGCUGGGAACGAGGGUCUAAUCUCCGUCAUGUAUCGGAUGUGAGGUCCGCAGCUAGUGACCCGGCUGAGUUCUUGUCUAAUAAUGGAGCCUUUGGUCCGGGAUUGGCGUCUGCCUCGCGUCUGCCGUCGUUCAACGUCGAGUUCAAGGACCAGACGGAUGCGGACGGUGACGACGAGCUUGUGACAAACGACGAGGAUGAAGAGGAUGCGGCCACAAACCUCGGACGAGGCCCUGGCGAGGAUAAGACGCGGCUGAUGACUCGACAGGGAGACUAUUUCGGCCCAGCUCUUGGUGCCAGCGUUGGAAAGUUGGCAUCGUCACACAGCUCCUACGGCGCUGUGCCAUCUAGAGCACCGACCACCCCUCGUGCAACCAACCAACGUCGUGGACUGCAUGGUCGCACGCUAUCGACAAACACAAUAUUGUUCAACCCCGAAGAGGAGACCUCCUUGGCAGCUAAUGUCAUGGCCAAGUCGCCACCCAAGGCGGCGCAGGCCAAGAAGCCCGGUAGUAGUGGCCGCAUUACCACCGGGGAGGGACACACGAGCUCUGGACGGCGCAGCCCGACCAGGAAACCGGCAGCCGUUGUUGAGAUAAAGCCUCGGCCGAUUUUACCCCCGGCAGGUAUGGCCGACGCGGGGGGUGUAAGCCGGACCGCUCUACUCAGCGUGGAUCCCGCUCACGGCCGACUCCGCGACGGUCGUCGCCUGUCAUCGGUCGACCUGAGCGUCAUGUCGGACCAGACCGGCCUGGGCGCGGACGACUCGCAUAUGAACCUGAGCAUGCCGGGCAGCUUCCAGACGCAGAUGGCGAUGGCGAUGAUGAGGGAGAGCCGGCUGCGCGUGGCGCGCGGCAUCGACGCAGCGGACCGCGAUAGGAUGGGCCGGCUGGUGCUGGCGCGCAUGAAGACGCUGGAGGAGAGUUUCGCGGACGUGGUCAAGGAGAUGCGGGAUCUGAAGAACACGUCGACGCCGCCGACGCGAUGGAACUCGUCCAACGAAGGCGGCGGCGCAGGCCCGUCAGAGAAGCGGGCCAAGGGAAGUUCGACGCCUAGCUGGGGGGCCAACAAGCGGCCCGUGAGCCGACGGAGCUUGCGCGAGGUCAAGAUGUCGGGGCGCCCAGAGGGCUGGGGCAAAGGCAAGGGCAAAGGCGUAGCCUACUCAUCUGAUGAGGGAGGCGACGACGACGCUGACGAAGUCGUCUCGAAACGGGCAGGAUCAUUCUGA